This is a messenger RNA of Malaya genurostris, 5815 nucleotides long. Its product is annotated as transcription intermediary factor 1-alpha-like. The transcript has 12 exons. Gene Ontology annotation, biological process: positive regulation of DNA-templated transcription. Bases 877 to 4191 code for a protein of 1104 amino acids. Gene Ontology annotation, cellular component: nucleoplasm; chromatin. NCBI's taxonomy places the organism in Eukaryota, Metazoa, Arthropoda, Insecta, Diptera, Culicidae. Gene Ontology annotation, molecular function: protein binding; ubiquitin-protein transferase activity; zinc ion binding. The record is from RefSeq and is a predicted model, not a curated record.
UCACAUUCGUCUGUCUGCGGUCAAACGUCGCGAACGCGUCGGCUGCCUACCGAUUAAGCUGUUUCGGAUGUGCAAUCAGGAUUCAAUUCUGGUGAAAAGGAAAUAAUUUUCCGGACAGAAACAACCAGAUACAUUGGAUUGAUUUUUGCUUUGACGGUAUUCGAUAGAAAGCAAUUUUCUUGCUGAACGAUCUAAAGUGAAAGUGGUGAAAAAUGCUACAAAGAAAUCGACUUCUGUGACCAUCAGUCGUCUCAGUUUGUGAAGUGAAUGGACGAAAAAAUGGCAACAAGGAAAAAAGUUUUCUCAUAAACGAAUCUGCUUGUUGACAAUAAAAACAAGAGUUUUGGAUGAAACCAGGCGUAUAAUUAUAAUAAAGUAGAAGACCGGUAAACAUAUUUGAUUUGUGCUACGGCCAAACUUCGUGUACCGAGCUGUUGUGCAAAAUAGUCUUGUCCCCUGGGGGAAGUCAUCGCGUUUGGAUACCGAAAUUCGCGGCCAUCUUUCUCUAGACGCUGCGUACCUACGUGUGCAAAGUGAUUUGGUGUACUCGUAUCUCGUUGUGUUUGUGUCUUGCUAGUGCUGUGUGAGUAGUUACUGGAAGAAAAAAAAAAUUUCCGGUGGAAAACCGAUGUAGGCCAUCAUCAUAAAAACGAAAAUAGAAAAACCUCAGGAGACGUUCAACCUCAAAAAAGUGGCAAAUAGUGCGGUUUGUUUUGUCCGGUGUCCAUGUGGACGCGGUGCCGCUGCUGAUUACGCACUGCAACGGAUUGCAUAUCAGUUCCGCAUACAAACAGUGAAAAGUAUCGAGAUUAAAAUUGUUCGCGUACGACUUCUGGCCGUAAGUUGGAUUGCUGCUGGGGAAGUCCCUCGGAAGUCAUGGCAUCACAAACGGCGGCUGUUCCGCCGGCCGUUAGCAUGGAAACCGACGACCUGGUGGAUCCGAUGAACGAUUUCCUGCCGUUGCUGCCGGAGAACAUCAAGCAGGAGUUGUUUGAAAAUUCCGACAAGGCCAGCGCGAAUCCCUGCGACAGUGCGGAGAAUAAGGGUGACGCCCCGGAGACCGCCUCGAACGACACACCGGUUCCGACAAAAUGCGUCUGGUGUCAGCAGAUGCUGGCCACGGCCGACCACCCGAAGCUGCUCGAGUGUCUGCACGUGGCGUGCGAUCCUUGCCUGAAGCAGAAGUUUUCCGAUCUUCCUCACAACGCACCGGUGCUGUUCUGUCCGGUGUGCAAGAUGGAAUCCCGAAUGGAGUUCAUCAUCGACAAUGUGUUCCUCAGUGAAAACACCGCGGAUGACAAUCCAGGCAGCGUGGAGUCCACAAAGGACAUGAUCAAAUGCAGCAGUUGCAGCGACGAUGCCAUCGCCACGUCCUGGUGCGUCGAGUGUGCCGAGUUUAUCUGUGAUAGCUGUGUGCAGGCACAUCAGCGGCUGAAAAUUACCAAGGAGCACACGAUCAAACCGAAGGAGGCUGCCUGUAGCGAAACCCCCGGCAGCAGUGGGCUGUCCGGAAAGAACAUCAUGUGUCACAUACACUCACAGGAAAAACUCUCACUCUAUUGUGAAACAUGCGACCGGUUAACGUGUCGCGAUUGCCAACUGGUGGAUCACCGUGAUCACAAAUACAAAUUCGCCAACGAAAUUGCCAGCGAAACGCGAAAUUCCCUGCAAGCACUGCUCAGUGAGAUUAGCUACAAGAAAGUGCUGCUUUCCAGUGCGAUGAAGGUGAUCGACGAUCGGCAGGCGUUGAUCACCGAGAAAAAGAAAGAACUUUCCAAAGAAAUUGCCGAUUUGGUGGUCAAAUUGACCAACGCGGUGAAUAUGCGGGGCAAGCAGCUCGUGUAUCGAUUGAAUCAGGUGUGUGACACAAAACUGCAAGUACUGAACGAGAAGAAAGACGCACUACAGCAACUCUCUGGACAUACCGACCACUGUAUCGAGUUUGUGCAGGGUGCUUUGGACAAGGGCAGUGACAGUGCUGUGCUGUACAGUAAAAAGACUCUAGCGAGGCAUUUGCAGAAAGUGAAAUGCCAACGAGCUGAUAUUCCCAACCCGGAGAUACCGGUGCGGGUUCAGUUGUUCCUAUCGAAUGUGCCGGAGCUUCAGAAUGUUGGUGUUUUACUUUCAGUUAUUGCUCGAAUCGGUACGAUUCUCGUGGAUGGAAAAGUUUAUCCACCUCCUCCGGGACCAGCGGGAAAUGGUGUUCCGCAAGGCCCAGGUGCAGUUCAGAAUCGCAACAAACAGCCAAGUCCAAAUAUUACACCACCGCUUAGACCCGGAAUGCCUGGUCCGGGUAUGACAACGCUCUCUUCUAACAACGCCAACGGUCCCGGCGGGUUCCCAAACGUUCCGCCAAUGUACAACGGAAAUACAGGAGUUCCAGUUGCAGGUCCAUUCCCGCCUAAUCAUCCCAUGAAUAGAUCGUUUCAGCAAGAGAACGGUCCGGGCGGAAGCUUUGGCCGAUUUCCCAUGGGACCACCGCACGGUAUGCCACCACAGCAACACGUCAGCUCCUCAACACAUCCUCAAAAUAUGGAUUUACGUAAUCUUUUGAGCCAUCAAAAACCGAACGGACCAAGUCGCGGUUCACCCAACGCUCCAAGUUCUGCCAGUAAUGCUAAUGUUAAUAAUCAAUUUAACACAGCUAACUUCAUGGGCAAUGUUCCGCCUGGUUCCGGAGGUCCUGCCCAGCACCGAAUGCCUCCUCAGAUGGGUGGUGCUCCUCCGGGUUAUCUCAGUGGCCCUGGAGGUAGUCAUCAAAACUACAAUCAAGGUCAACCCGGUCCCAACAGCAGUUCUAUGGGCAUGGGAGCCAACAGUCCACGUUUCCAGAACUUCCAAAGAUUUGCAAUGCCUCCGGCUGCCAUGCGGCACAUGAUGGGUAACAAUACCUCUACUCUUCUAACACCAAAACAGCAGGCAGCAAUGCGCUAUCCAGGCCAGCAAACUCCUCCCGGUUACAACCCGAACUCACCUCAACCUGGUCAGAUGCAACCUCAACAUCCUAGCGGUAAUCCGGGUGCUAAUGCAGGCGGCGGUGGGGGUGCCAAAUGGCAUAUUCCCCAGAACAUGCAAGGACAACAGAACAAUGGUUUCGGAGGCCCAUCUGGUUUGCAUUUGUUUGGUAACGGCCCAAAUGAGUCAUUUAAGAUACCGUUAAAAUCCCCCGAUACAAUGCGUAACUCCAUGAUGAUGAACGGUGGCAAUGUUGGCGGAGGAGCUGUGGGACCUACUCAAAUGCCACUACAUCAUCAACCACACCAACAAAACCAUCACUUGCAACAGCUGCAAAACGCUCUGCCGAAUGUUAGUUCCACUAACCCGAAAACUCCCUCCCCAAGCACAAAUGAGCCCGGUAAGGAUUUUGCUGAGUCCAUCGACAGAACGUGCGAAGAUUCGGUAAACGAUUUGAUGGCGACUAUAGCCAAAUUAGAUUCCAACGGUGUACAAGUGCUUCCAGAGGGUCGGGGUAAAACGACAUCACCCCAGGUGCACAGCUCAACCGAUCUCAACACCAGCAUCUCAGUAGCUGGGGCCGGAGCCGGUGUGCUGGUGGACGAUAAAAGCCUCCCAAAGGAAUUGGAUCCGAAUGAGGAUUGGUGCGCUGUUUGUAUGGACGGUGGUGAGCUGAUGUGCUGUGAUAAGUGUCCCAAAGUGUUUCACCAGACGUGUCACAUACCAGUGAUCGAUUCCCUGCCGGACGAAAGUGAAACCUGGCAAUGUUUGCUGUGCUAUAACUUUGCUGAUUUGCCUCCUGAACCGACGGGCGAAAAGCGUAACGUGGGGAUUACACCGCUCGAGCUUAAAAUUCUGCAGAGGAUUGUGCUGGAGCUGUUCUGUCAGUAUGAAACAAGUAUGCCGUUCCGCCAUCUGGAACCCGAUACAAACAAAGCGUACUACGACAUCGUCUGCAAUCCAAUCUCGUUGGUAAUGAUCCGUGACAAGCUGGAAAUGACUAACAGUGAUCACUACACCGAUAUUCCAUCGUUCAUUUGCGACGUGAAGCGAUUGUUCAGCAAUGUGUAUCUUUUCUAUCAGGAGGAUAGCAUCAUCUUCAAGAGCGCUCAAAAAUUGGAAAAGUUCUUCGAACAGCAACUGUCCAAGUGGCUGCCAAAGUAUUUGGAGAACGAAACUUUGGACGACUACCUCCAAAACCCCGCCAAACGGAUCAAGAGCAUCCAGGAGGAUUAACAAUCAAUUCCCGGCGGUACAGGAGUAUCAAACCUGCCGCAGCAACAUGAACAAGAACAACAACAACAACAACAUCAGCAGCAGCAGCAGUUUUUUCAUCAAGACGAUCUGUCCCAGCCGAAACAGCCCUCCACUUCAUCCAGUAGCGGUGAAUCACCAAUCGAACCAAAAGAAGAAAGCAUCACUUCUGGGACAAUCGGUACUGCAGACUCCGGUGGACCUGAGGACGGACGAGAGCAGCAGCAGCAAGACGGGAGGCCUCGUUCAAGGAAGACAGAAGCGGGUACGCAAAAUACGAAUGGAAGUGGACUGGACGACGCUGCUGCUGCCACCGUCACCGAAGCGACGAAAGAAGCGCAAAGCAGUAGUUAAACACAAGAACCGUCCGACUACUACUGGCGGGGUGGUUCCAGAAUCAAAACCGAAAAAACGGCCGAAAAAGCCAAACCUCGAGGACGACAAAACGGAAUUAUUGUAAUUUAGAUAAGGACAGCGAGUACGUGGACGUGAAAUUCGGACGGGAGUCUGUGCAUGGAUUCGAACAGUUUACAAAAUUGUUUUUUGAAAACAAGUACUGUACAUAAUAAUAUUAGGCUUUGCAAGUAUAUUCACAGCAUUGUGUGGAGAGAAAAUGCUAGCGAUAUGAUCGACAGCGGUCGGAACCUCUAGCGAACAAAUCAAAGAUUAUGAUGAUUGAAUUUGAGUUGUUUUGCUGUUAUCUAAAUUUUGAGUGAAACAAAAUUCAACUUUCAGAGUAAGGCUAAAACAUGAAGUUGAUUCCUUCGGUAAAGUUACAAAAAAACAAAACGUUAGAUCACCGAUUCCUUUGUUGUGUCAUGUCAACCUAAUACAAAAAUACUGAUUUUUUAUUCAUGGCUCGGACAAUUUUUGACUGUUGACAAAAUCUUGCUAUAUUGAUUAAUUCUAAUUCUCAAAUCAGAUUAUUUAUUGUAUCACCUACACAGAUAAGUCUCAUUUUAUGUAUACGUCAGAAAAAUUUGAUUGAUAGUACUAUAUAAUAUCAAUUCCACGGUAAAGUCUAGUGCAAAUCAGAAAAUUUAGAGCACUAAUAGCUAGCUGUAAGUAUAAGCAAGAGAAAACGAAACAGAUACGCAGUGCAUACACUACUAUUAGUGGAUAGGAGAAGAAUCAAACAAAGCAAAUCGCAAAUUAUCACCGAUUGGCAAAGUAUUCACAGGAAUAUUUUGAUUUUGUAGUAAGUACUCCAGACGUUAGCCUUUAGCGUAACGGCGUAUCGAAUAAACAACAGCCGAGUUUUCUCUUUUUCUCUACGAAAUGUAAAAAAAAACCAAAACAGCAAACCUAAACCCUGUUCUCAGUACUCGUUAAUUCCCUGUUUUAGAGAUUAAUAGCUCUCUCUCUAGCAGAUGUUAGUAGUGGCAAUCACCAAGAGCUUUCUCAGAAAUACCGAACACGUUUGCCAACAGCAAGCAGGCAUUUCGCCACCGCUGCCGCUCGUGUAUUGGUUUGAAUAACGUGAAGGCUUCCCAUGACAGCAAAAAGCACUACUGAGCAACUACUUCAAACAUCAAAAUUUAUGGAACCACAUCGAUCAAUAACAAAAAAAAAACAUUAAAAUGAACUCAAAUUGUAAGUAAACUGA